Antechinus flavipes (yellow-footed antechinus) is the source of this 6591-nucleotide messenger RNA. RefSeq names its product DLEC1 cilia and flagella associated protein (gene DLEC1). Bases 1335 to 6527 code for a protein of 1730 amino acids. Gene Ontology annotation, biological process: negative regulation of cell population proliferation. The transcript has 38 exons. Lineage: Eukaryota; Metazoa; Chordata; Mammalia; Dasyuromorphia; Dasyuridae. The record is from RefSeq and is a predicted model, not a curated record.
CCAUUGGGGUUAAUGAGGGGUUAAGUGUGGCCCCGACUAGAUCUGCACUCGGAUCCUCCUGACUUCAGGGCGCCCCCUAGCGGCCCUCAGCCCAGGUGUUUUUAAAAGGAACAGAUGGUUGCGUCCGCUCUGGUGAUAAAGAUCUCAGCUUUUCUGGGUGGGGCAAUGGCUUUUUGUGCUGAGAAUGAAGCUGUCGCACUAGAGCUAGAGAAUUCUAUUUCUGUCUCAAGCCUGAGCAGAGUGAUGUGUAUGCAGCAGGUGUUUAAUGCGUGUUUAUCCGUCUCCUGCGUUAACUGGAACUUACGGUACUAACUAGCCUGCAAAGGUGUACCCCUCCCCCCAGAUUUCUGGGCCGGGUUAGGCUUGAGGCGCCCAUGGACCUCUUCGGAUUUAAGUUCUUUGAAGUCUCCGCCGCAUCGCGGGCCUGAGUUUGCUCUCGCUAAAAUGAGGGGCUGCCCGGGACGGGAAGAUCAAUCAGGGACCUCUGACAAAGCGCCUACUACGCGCCAGGCCCCGCGUUAAUGCCCUUGGCUGCCCUCUCCGCCUCCACCCUCCGAUAAUCGGAGCAGCUAAUGGUAAUCUAGCGGAUCAGCGGCUGGCGAACGAUCCCCAGGGCUUUCCGUCAAGGAGACUUUGAUUUUCGAUUAGCAAAGCCCGAGGCUGGCAGCGCCGGGCGACCGAGACCGGCUGGGGCCGGAUUUGAACUUCGCGCUUCUCCAGAACCCGCGCUCUGUGGACUUUGGUGCCCCCUAGAGGCCUCUAAAGAACCUCCUCUAAACUCUCGGGCUCCCGAAGCUCUCCUGGGGAUGCUGCACCGGGCACGCCCAGCGUCCCCGGACCACGGCGCCCUCUGGUGGCCAAUUCCCUUCAGGGCGGCCUCGAAGCCAUAUGCUGCAGGAAGAAGGGGAGGGACAAGGGGAAGGAGAGGCGGGCAGGACUCAGCGGGCGGGGCCAGAUGCUAAGCAGGGGAGGGCGGAAGCAGGUUGGUUGAGGGAGGAGGAGCGUCGAGACAGACAGGAACGAAGGCGGAGCUGUGAGCCCUUGGGGGCGGGGAUUAAACCGGAAGCUUGGUCUGAGUAGGCGGAGAUGAAAAGGCGAGACCGGAAGCUGGGCGGGGCAGCGACUCCAUAGGGAAGGAAGAAGCAGGGCCGGAAGUGGGAAAGAGGGAGUGUCGGCGCUGGGCAGAAAGCUGUUAGGAAGAAGCCGGAGCGGCGGAGGGAAGGGGCGGGGGAGAGGACUGAAGGAAGGGGCGAGGCUGGAGAGCUGUCGGAGGCGGGCACCCCACUGAGGAAAGGGCUGGGGCCGGAAGCGGCCUCGGCGCGUCGGUUGUUGCCAUGGAGACCGCAAGCCCCGAGUCCCCGGCGCGCCUGGACGAGCUGAUUUCAAUGGAAUCCUUGGUCCCGCUGUCCGGGGACUUGCAGAUGGACGUGCCCAUGCCCGCUCCCGAGCACGAGAUGGACGUGGAGAGCUCCGGCGCUGGGGGCAGCGACCUGAGCCUGCCCUGGGGCGGCGGCACCUGGGAGAGCUUCCCGAAGCCAGGUUCCGAGCCCCACCUUCUGAGGCUGCGAGCCUCGUCCCUGCAGAGCCAGGACAUCUCACACCUGCUGACAAGCCUCUUCAAGAAUCUGUACACUCUGGAUGUAAUUGGAGAAGACAUUGGGAGGAACUUCAUUAAAUCCCGCGGUGGAGAAAAUGCCAGGCAUGAGAAGUUUGUAAAUGAACUGCAGAAGCUCCGCGAUGAAUACACCCAGAAGUUGGCCGACGCCGAGAUGGUGGAGCUGCACAUCAUCCAGGCCCGGGCGCGGGCCUUGGCGGAAGAAGAGCGGGUCCUCAACAACAUGAAGGCCAUGGGCUCCGGUCCCAUCCAGUUGCCUCCAGUGAAGUCUGCCUUCAGAUGGUGUGUGGACAAUGAGCUCCUCAAGAAGAACAACCUGAUCUGUCCCGAGGAUUACAUCCGUGACCCUCUGCCUUUAUCCCAUGCACCCAAAGAAGAAAGUGAACCGGAGUACUACAAGAUGACCUUUAGCUCCCAACAGCAUAUUCUAGAGCCAGAGGAAAAUCAGAAAGCGGCAGAGGCGGUCAGCAAGAAAAAGCUUCCGGCCAUCUCUUCCGACGUGUCCUUGUCUACCUUGACAAAGAGCUCCACGCCGGAAGUGAACCUCCCCACAAUAAUCAAGAAAUACCACUCACCAAAGAAUAAGAUGUGGAUGAAUCAUUUAAAUACAUCCCAGAGGGUCCAGGAGAGAGAACGUCUCAGAAAGUUUGAGAACCAGUAUAACUUUCUCAAGAACCCUCGCUUUUAUCCCCCUAACACUGUGAAUGGAGGCAAGUCCCUCAUUUUUCCGCUAAAGAAGCCAGAACUGAUGGAAGAUGAACAGAAUAUGGAGUACAGUGAGAGAAAUCUUGGUGAUGCUCCGGUGUUUCUGGCUAAGCCAGCAGUGGUUUUUUUUACUGAUUAUGUAGUUGGACCAGUUUACGAGAUUGUGCUCGACCUGCAGAACAUGACGUCCACCAGUCGGCACCUGAGAGUCCUCCCUCCUUCUACGCAGUUCUUUUCCCUUGGCUUAGGAAAGUUCCCAGGAAAAGGUGGCCUGGUGGCCCCAGGGAUGAUCUGCCAGUACACGGUCCGUUUCGCUCCCGACAGCCUUGGAGACUUUGAUGAUUUUAUUUUGGUGGAGACUCAGUCGAUCCACACGCUUCUGGUCCCCUUACAAGCCAGGAGGUCGCCGCCUAUACUGACCUUGGGUCCAGUCUUAAACUGUGGUUACUGCCUUGUUGGCGGAAUAAAAAUGACUGGGUUCGUCUGCAAGAACGUGGGACUGAGCGUGGGCAGGUUCUGCAUCAUGCCGAAGUCAUCCUGGCCACCUCCUAGUUUCAGGGCCGUUGCCACCGUUGGUUUUGUGGAGCAACCCCCAUUUGGGAUUCUGCCUGCCGUGUUUGAGCUCUUCCCAGAACAGGCUGUCUUGUUGGAGGUGUUGUUUCUUCCGACUUCCCUGGAAACUGUGGAGAGGCCUUUCAUCAUCGUGUGUGACAACUGUCAGAUCAGAGAAGUCAUCAUUUCAGGAACUGGCCAGCUGGUUGCCUUGGAACUUCUCUAUGUGUCUGGGGAAGCAAGCUAUCCCGAGCCAGGGGAGUUCACAGAUCUGACUGCUCAGCACUUCAUACGCUUCGAGUCCCAAAACAUCCAGACCACGACCUCGAAGCACCUCAUUGUAAGAAAUGCAACGCACGUGGCCCUGUCCUUUCACUGGCAGAUUAUGAAGCCCAACUUGUUGCCGCUGAUGCCAGGAGAGAGCUGGAGCUGUCAGGACAUCAAGAGCUACAUCGACUCGGAGACUGCCUUCCACAUCAGCCCUGGCAAGGGCUGCCUUCAGCCUCACUCGGACCACGAGUUCAUCCUGAGCUUUUCUCCCGAGCAGCUGAAAGAUUACCACAGCGUGGUCCAGAUUGUGCUGGAGGAGGUCCCAGACCCCAGCUGUCUAGGGAAGGAGCGGGGCUGUGAAGUUCCUUCUGCCAUCGAUGAUGUCAUUGCCCUGGAAAUCGAGGUGAAAGGCUCCGUGGAGCCCUUCCAGAUCCUCCUGGAACCCUACGCCAUCAUCAUCCCUGGAGAAAACUACAUUGGCGUAAACGUGAAGAAAGACUUCAAGAUGUGGAACAACAGCAAAUCGCCCAUCCAGUUCACGUGGGGGAAAAUCUGUGACUGCCACAUCAUUGAAGUGGAACCCUGCACCGGGACCAUAGAACCUCAUGAAAAGUGUGAGUUCGAGCUGAGUUUCACGGGGGGCGUCCCCGGGGUGACGAGCCAGGACCUGCUCUGUAAGAUCACGCGCUCGCCGCUGCCCGUGGUGCUGCACAUCGAGGCUGCCUUCAAGGGUCCCACGCUCAGCAUCGACGUCUCGGCGCUGCACCUGGGGCUCAUGCGGCUGGGGAAGAAAGCCAUCGGCUUCAUCAACGUCCAGAACACGAGCCAGCUGCCCGCCAAGUGGCGGCUGCAAGAGAGUCCCACCUGCCUGGAGGAGAGGAGGGAAAAGGCUUCUCCCUUCUGCUUUGAGCCGCCCCGGGGCCACCUUCCUCCCCUGGGGGACGCCCGGGUGACCGUUAUCUUUGAAGCCAAAUGCUGCCAGAGCCUGCAGACGGUCCUGGAGCUGCUAGUGGAGAACGGGGAGCCGAGCUACCUGCCCGUCUAUGGGGAAGUGCAGAGGCCUUACGUCUACCUGAAGUGCAGCCAGCUGCUGCUCAGCAACAUGUACUUCGGCAUCGUCACCGAGGCCCCCGUCUCGCUCUUCAACGGGACGCUGCUCCCCACCAAGUUUCACUGGGGGAAGCUGCUGGGGACUCACUCUGACCUCUGCCAGGCCGACGUCUGCCCUCCGAGCGGCAUCUUGGGCCCCAACGAGGAGAAGAAGCUGACCCUGCAGUUUACCACCUCCACUAUGGAAGAGCUGACAGACCUUGUCCUCCCGUGUCAAAUAGAAGGGAUGAAGAAAUCUCUCGUCCUGGGCAUUUCGGGGAAGGCCAAGGGGCUGGAUGUGACCAUCUCGAUCCCCCAAAGCAGUGGCAUUUCUCAGGAUCUCCUCUUGGACUUCGGCUCAGAUGUUCCAUUGCGAUAUCUUCUGAAGAAUCAGCUGGUCCUGAUCAACAAGUCGGCAAUAGAAGCGCCCUUUUCCUUGGAAUUCGAUUAUUUUGGGGUCACUGAAGAGAUGUGGGACAAAAAGCCAAAGCUCCCUGAUGUGCCCCCUGCUAUGAGACACACAGCGAGGACUAUGAAGCACCUGGCCAGGAGGGACCUGCUAGACUCCAUAGACACUCUCUUGUCCCAUGGGAAAGGCGCCGCCUUCUUUCCCCACACCUCCCGAGGGACGCUGGGGGCCUUCCAGAAGCUGACCAUUGACAUCGCGGCCUGCAGCAACAUGUGGGGAGACUACUACGACUGGCUCAUCUGCAAGGUGGGAGACCUGCCGCCAACCACGAUCCAAGUGCACAUGGGUGUGGUGGGCUGCCCCAUCACGCUGUUCCGGACCAGCCGCCUGGCUGAUGAGCCUCCCCAGGACCAGGUCAUCAGGUUUGGCACUCAGAUCUCUGGAGGAGACACCGUCUCCCGCACUCUCCGCCUGAAUAACACCAGUCCUUAUGACAUCAGGCUCGACUGGGAGAUCUACCAGCCGGAGGCCAACGAGGACAAGCUGGUGGACUUCCUGGCGGUGUACGGGAAGGCCUUCCCCCUGAAGGACGACGCCGGCGUGGACCUGGACGCCAAGGAAGAGCCCCAGAGCGAAGCCUCCUUUGCGUCCUCGCGCCAGUCCUCCGUGUCCCUGGGCAGCUUGGCCAGCCCCGAAGCCCCAAAUGGGACCCGAAGUGAGAGUGAGGAGGAGCCCUUGGUGCUCACGCCUGAGGGGAAACCCAGGGUCAUCUCCAUGGUCCUGCGGACCCACGACGGCGUCCUCUCCGAGGAGCCCUACUCCAUCGUUCCCAAGCAGCUGGUGGUCCCGGCCGCCGGGAGCAACUUCAUCCACAUCUCCUUCACGCCCGGGGUCCUGCCGGGGUCCGUCAGCAAGAUGGUUUGUGACUACUACGCCCUGGGCUUCAUGAGCCUGGACAGCAAGGUCGCUCAGGAGAUCCCGGGCAGGGUGAAACGGGCCCAGAACUUCGACGCCGAGCUCUUCCGACUGGACCUCCGGGGCCUCGUGCGGCCGGCCUGGCUGAGCAUCGAGCAGGACUAUGAUGGAGGAAUGACCUUCCGCCUGCAGGCCAGUGACCUCAUCCCGACCAACCCGCUCCUGGGGGUGCACACCGAGAUAGUGACCACCCACCGCCUGAAGCUCAACAACUUCUCGGACGUGGCCCACUGCUUUGGGCUCCUGGUGGCCCCCCCGUUCUCCGUGACGGGGAUCAACCCCGAAUACAACCGCCAGGGCUGGGAGGGGGAGGAGGAGGAGGAGGACGAGCUGGCCGGGGAUCGGUUCGUGCUGAACCCCCUGCAGAACAUGCUGAUCGAGGUGUCCUUCACCCUGUCCCUGGAGCUGCUGACCUAUCAGAAGCUGCCCUCGGACCAGAUGCUGCCAGGGGUGAAGAUCCUGCAGGAGCGGGACGGGGCCCGGAGGAUGGAGUUCACCCAGGACCUGGUGCUGGAGUACAGCAACGGGACCGUGCAGGUGGUGCCCCUCCUGGCCAUCGUGACCAUCCCGUCCCUGCAGCUCUCCACCAGCUGGGUGGACUUUGGGAUCUGCGUGGUGAGCGAGACGCACACGCGAGAGAUCGAUCUCCUGAACCUGAGCGCCUGCAGGAGCUACUGGCUGGCCCUGAUAGACCAGCAGGAGCGGCACAAGGGCGUCUUCUACGUCUACCCAACCAGCGGGGUGCUGGAGGCUCGGAAGGUCAACUACCCUCCGACCUCCAUGAGCUUGUACAUCCACUUCACUCCCAGUGACAACACUGAGUUCGAGGCCAUGGUGAUGGUGGACGGCAUCCUGGGGGAGGCCUGCCUGCUGCACGUGUACGGACAGGGCUCCUACGACGAGAAGUACUAGCUGCGGGCGCCCCCCCCCCCCCCAGUCUGUGAGCAGCGCGUUACUAAUAAAGCUGAUUGCCUUG